AUUUUAAUUUGAACUUCAUACAUUCUACAAAAAUGGAUACAACUAUGGUAGCAAACUUAAACCCUGGUGAUGGAGACAAGCCAAUAGAAAUAAAAGUCAUUAGGAAAUGGUUAUCAUAUGGGAAAAAAGCUGAAUGUUGCUACAUAUUCCUUGAUAAAAGUGGAGAUGCAAUAGAAGCAUGUGGUUGCUUGGGAGAUAAAGGCUACUUUGAUUCGAUAAUCAGGAUGGAUGGUUGUUACUCUGUAAGCAACUACGUGUGUGACAAUGCAAAUACUUUCUUUGUUACUGUCCCACACAAAACCAAAAUCAAGCUAGGCAGGGCAACAAAAUUUGAAGAAAUACGUGAUGAUGGAUUUCCUGUGUACUACUUCAAUUUUCUUGCAUAUGGUCAAUUAGGUGCAAGGCUUGAUAACCAUAAGACACUCACAGAUUAUAUCGGAAGAGUUGAAAAUGUGUAUGAAGUAGUCAGAACUCAAGGAAAUGCAAUUUUGAAACUCAAACUAGAAAAUUUGAGUGAUUGAGACAACUUUCUGGGAUGAGGCGGCUAACUCAUUUGAUAAAGAAGCUAUCGAAGCAUUACCUUCUCCUGUUAUUGUUGCUAUUACUUCAAUGAAAGUCACACAGUAUCUAGG
This is a messenger RNA of Lactuca sativa (garden lettuce), 632 nucleotides long. The record is from RefSeq and is a predicted model, not a curated record. Lineage: Eukaryota; Viridiplantae; Streptophyta; Magnoliopsida; Asterales; Asteraceae.